AUGGACGACAUCAACGACUCAGACUUGGAGGCUCAGCGCUUCGCCAACGACGCCGCCAUCGACUCAGACACUGAAUCUGUGCCUGGUCGCCAAUCCAUUCAAGCGUGUGUCAACGACCUUGUAACCAAGCUGGGUUCGGCACAACUAGUCGAGAUGCCUGUUGAGCGACAACCUGAACAAAUGAACGCGCCCCCACCUCUACGACGAUCUGCGAGGCUGCAAAAGAAGGCGUAUAAAACUCAUAGUCAAAGGCAAAAGGAAUUUGGACACAUCCCGGACGUGAAUGUCGGAUCCUGGUGGUCGGACAGAGAGGUGAGUCGCGUGCUUUCGUCCACGGCUACGCGCCAAUUUUCAUGCUGCUGCCUAGUGAGACUGAUCAACGAAUUGACCCGCCUCAUCUAGGGAUGCUCUGAAGCUGCGGUGCACGCUCCUACUGACAAUGUGAUCUCUGGUGAUCCCCACCAAGGCUGCUGGUCAUUGCUUCUCCCAACUGGACGUGAAGGCGAGGUGGACGAAGGCGAGACUCUCAUCAUCGUCGGCAGCGACUUGAUCAAACCUACUCCAAAAAAGACUCACAACCAAUCUCUCAGCCACGGUCCAAAUGCGACUCUUCUGAUGAACCUUUACACAGACCAACCGAUCCGCGUGGUUCGCGGCUACCAAGCACAGAAUUGUUUUGCGCCUCUCGAAGGCUACUCAUACUCUGGACUGUACGAAAUCACGGAGUGCUCGUUGAAGCGCGGACCGGCCGGCGCGGUCGUCUGUUAUUUCUUUCUCACACGAUGCGAGGAUCAGCCUCCUUUGCCGUUCUAUGACCAGGACGCGGCGCCGUACCCAAGCUUGAGCCCUCUCUCAACAGAGCAUGCGGCUGAUGCUGACGACGAAGAAGACGACGACGACGACAAGUCGAUCCACUCAGGCCCUGUUCGAAGCCCAAACCCCAUCUACGUCGCCAAUCCCCCCCUGCCAUGGAACGGUCAUGCAGGCGCUCCACGCAACACUGGGCCGGGACUCGAACCACUUCCCGACUCCACUCUCGAUCUCCCACCUCACACCGAUAGAGGCCAUGACGACGAUGCAGAUGCGGCGACCGUUUCUCAGCUUCUUGGGGACGAAACAUCGCUUCGCGACCUCGACAAUUCUAGCGCCGCAGUCUCAUUCACUCCAGAGCGCGCAGCGCAUGAGGCACCACAGCCAAUCAUCGGCGACGACGACAUGAAAGUUGACGAUGAGGUCGAGCUGAUUUCCGUCUACCGGCCGGAGUUCGACUCGGCCAGCGGUCGUAACCGUCGAAAUCGUCGCGAGCGUCGCGACCGUCGUAACCAACGCUCGAUCGGCGCAGCAAUCCAAACUUCGGAAGCACCGCCAUCCACCGGCGACCAAGAUGGCGGUGACAUCGAGAUCACCAUGCAGCGGCUCUUGGGUCAACCUCGCCUUAGCCUAUGGAACGGAAACGGACCAAUCCCCAUCCCAAGCAUCCAAGAGCUAGGCGACGCGGAUGCCUACGCAUCUCAGCGCGCACGUCGCCGACGUCGAAGGGAGGGAAGCCCCGAGAUAUUUCUACGCAAUCUUUCCAUCUACUCCUACGACGACCCAUUUGCGCGUCUCCCGACUCCGUCUCCCGGCUGGGACUCGGCUGUCGAGAUGACCUCAUAA
This is a messenger RNA of Ceraceosorus bombacis, 1656 nucleotides long. The record is from the annotation of a GenBank genome assembly. Lineage: Eukaryota; Fungi; Basidiomycota; Exobasidiomycetes; Ceraceosorales; Ceraceosoraceae.